AUGUUGCUCGGUUUAUGGAUAUCCGAAAACCAUCCACCAUCAACGACACACGAUGCUCAAUGCUACACGAAGCAUAGUUCGAGUAUUAAUACGAGUGACCAAGAUGGCUCAACUUUCGUAAUAGGAAGGGAAUCGAUGGUCCCCACAGAUGGCGUUGAUCCGUCAGAUGACGUUCGAGACGUCGACUCGGAAACAGAGGAAUCGUCAGUGGCACGCGGCGAGACGAAGAUCGGCGCUACGACUAGAUUCGUCGAGUUGUUGGCCACUAUAGGCUCGUUCCUGCUAGUGCUCGUUACGUUGCCCUUCUCGCUCUGCUUCACCUUCAAAGUCGUGCAAGAGUACGAGAGGGCCGUCGUGUUUAGAAUGGGACGGCUGAAAGGCGCCGCUUAUGGACCAGGCACGUUUUUCGUGAUGCCAUGUGUGGACAACUGCGUACGCGUCGAUCUGAGGACGGUUUCGUUCGACGUGCCUCCCCAAGAAGUUCUCACCAAGGAUUCCGUGACGGUGAGCGUGGACGCGGUCGUCUAUUAUCGCAUAAAAGAGCCAUUGAACGCCGUCAUCAAGAUAGCCAAUUACAGCCACUCGACUCGGCUACUGGCUGCCAGCACGUUGCGAACGGUGCUUGGGACGAGAAACUUGGCCGAAAUUCUCUCGGAACGUGAAACCAUUUCCCACACCAUGCAAACCUCUCUCGACGAAGCCACGGAGCCCUGGGGUGUCAAGGUCGAACGCGUUGAAAUAAAGGACGUUCGGCUUCCGGUGCAGCUGCAACGAGCCAUGGCCACGGAGGCAGAAGCCGCAAGGGAGGCUCGGGCCAAAGUGAUCGCGGCGGAAGGGGAGAUGCUGGCUUCCCGUGCCUUGAAAGAGGCCAGUGAUGUCAUUUCCACGAGUCCAGCCGCUCUUCAGCUAAGAUAUCUGCAAACGCUGAGCAACAUAUCCGCGGAGAAGAACUCGACCAUCAUCUUUCCGUUGCCGGUCGAAUUCUUGACACCAUUCUUCAACCGUGGCUUGUCGAGCCAGAUCGAGGGCCAGGGGAAUGGAAUUGGAACGGAAUCAGGGGAGCAGGGAUGCGCGGACCGGCUCACGACUCGACCUCACGUUCACUCGAACGGAAACAUGCCGGCUAAGUGAAGAUAGGCUUUGGUUUUUCCUCCAUCCUUAUUUUUCGUGAAAAUGUAAACUGAGAGGAAUCAAUAGUGGAGUUGAAGGACGUCGCAAAUGUGAAGACAUUGCUGCUAUAUCGUUUGGAAAUCUAGGAUCUGGAAAAAUUUUGUAUGAAUUUUGAAAUGGUAAAAAUGAUCAAUAGAUUUAUAUAUGAUGUCUAUGCCAAUCUAGAUAGUAGAUAGUGUGAUUAAAGAGCAUAAAGAAAAAUUUGAGUGAAAAUUAAAUUAUUAAAUAUUCAAAUUUAUUUAUAUGCCGUAGAAUAUUCGAUGUAAAUAUUAAGAAAAAGAAACAAUUAAAUGGCAACUUUAUUAUACAUAUACAUUUUCAUGAUGUGAUUUGGAACGAAGUUUUCCAAGUAAAAACGAUAUAUAUAUAUCUAUUUUAGGUUCCUAAUUCCUAAUUCUUGUAGGAUUUUUGUGAAAUGAUCCAUAAACAUCUGUGCAGUCAAUUAUGCACAUCGAA
Messenger RNA from Apis laboriosa (Himalayan honeybee), 1626 nucleotides. RefSeq names its product band 7 protein AGAP004871-like. The record is from RefSeq and is a predicted model, not a curated record. Gene Ontology annotation, cellular component: plasma membrane. NCBI's taxonomy places the organism in Eukaryota, Metazoa, Arthropoda, Insecta, Hymenoptera, Apidae.